AUGACGACUCCAGCACAAAAGGCCAACUUGGCUCGUAUCCGUGACAAUCAAAGAAGAUCCCGAGCGAGGAGAAGAGAGUACUUGCAGGAGCUGGAACAGCGGCUGCGAGUGUGCGAGCUUCAAGGUGUUGAAGCGUCUGCGGAGGUGCAGAUGGCAGCUAGAAGAGUCGCCAACGAGAACAGACAGCUGAGAGAACUGCUCAACAGAUGCGGAGUAAGCGAGGAGGUUAUCGCUCACUUCUUGCAAGGAGGAACAGGACCUGCAGACAAUCCCGACAGCGUUCAGGGGCAACCACCGCAACUUGGGGAGGGCGGUCCGGCGUCGCACUCCCUACAGCAGUUGAUGCUACCGAGACGGGCAGCACACCUCGAGUCGGGCAUUCAGUUGGCUCUUCCGAGUCAGUCAAGCAGAGAGGCUUCCAUUGCGAGCGGCUCGACGACCAAUUCAUCCGUCUGGGAGCCAACCAUGACGGCGUACAGCCAUCACCCACAGCAACUCGGAGUAUCGUCUUCGUCCAUGGGCCCCUCGGAUCCUCACCAGUAUUCACCCUCGGUGUUUCCUGCACAACCAACAAGCGCGCAAACGAAUCUAUUCCACACUUCACCGGUGGGGAACUUGAUGAAUGAUCCUAGGCACGGUCUGGCAACAACGCAGCCAAUAUCCAUCGACAACCGGGCCGCCAUGGGUUAUCAUUUCCAAAUCAACCCGUUUAACGAUCCGACGAACCGUUAUGGACCGCCGGGAGGAGGAAGUUGCUGA
This is a messenger RNA of Ustilaginoidea virens, 759 nucleotides long. RefSeq lists its product as uncharacterized. The coding region runs from base 1 to 759 and encodes 252 amino acids. The transcript is spliced from 2 exons. The record is from RefSeq and is a predicted model, not a curated record. NCBI's taxonomy places the organism in Eukaryota, Fungi, Ascomycota, Sordariomycetes, Hypocreales, Clavicipitaceae.